UUUAUUUUUUGAGAAAGAAGAAUAAUCGACGAUAUUCCCUAUGCGACUUUCUUAAAUAUUGAGAACCGUUACUUCAUCGGUUCAUUCAGCCACCGUCACUCUCAAACCCUAAACCCUAAGCCCAAAUCUCAUGGCACCACCAAAGAGACUCCGUCCCGCUCCGCUUGACGAUCCUCCCACCGCCUCCUCCUCCUCUGACGAUGACCUACCACCGCCUAAAAAUCAAGAAGAUGAAGUAGUCGAUGAAGAAGAGGAAGAUUCAUCCGAAGAAGGAGAAGAAGAAAACGAUGAGGAUGAGGAUGAAGAUGAAGGUUCUUCAUCCGAAGAAGAAGAAGUUCAACCUACACCUCCUUCACAACUUGCUUCCAAAAACCCUCCACCUUCUACCCCAAUCUCAAACCCUAAACCCGAAUCUGCUUCCGAAUCUGAAUCCGAGUCUGGUUCCGGAUCAGAAUCUGGAUCCGAUUCUGAUUCUGAACCGGAACCUACUCCAUCUCCCAACGCCAAAGUCAAGCCUCUCGCAUCAAAGCCCAUGAAGACUCAAUCACAAGCCCAAUCCACUCCCGUACCGGCCAGAUCUGGAACAAAGCGUGCAAACGAAAACGGUUCUACACGUGCUAAGAAGAAAACAACCGCCGCCGGCGGUGGUUCCAACGACGAGAACGACGAGGAUGUAGAUGGUGACGUGAAAAUGUCCGGUGAAGACUCGAAGAAGAUCCAUCAGAGAAUCUUUACAGAAGAAGACGAGAUCGCCAUUCUCAAAGGCCUCGCUGAGUUCAUUUCCAAAACUGGAAAGGAUCCGAUGAAGGAUCCAUCAGCAUUUCACAGUUUUGUGAAGAAAUCCAUUCAUGCAGAUGCCAACAGCGAGCAGCUGAAGCGGAAGGUCCGUGGUUUGAAGAUGAAGUUCAGCUCCAGUGGUAGUUUCACUAGAGAGCAUGACAAGAAAGCUUUUGAACUUUCCAAAAAGGUUUGGGGCAAUAAUGGAGCCAAUGAAGCUGAAGAAAAUGGGAAAGUGAAUGAGAAAACUCCGAAGAGUACUAAGAAAGAAGCUCCUAUAAGAAACAAUGGUUCUACUAAGAAAGAAGUAGUUACCAAGAAGGGUACUGGAAAAUAUGAGAGUGAUGUUGAUAAAAGCUUGGCUUUUAGUGAAAUGAGUAGUUUUGGUGAUGCUGCGGGGUUGUCCUUGUUGAACAAGGAUGCCAUGAGAAGGGGAAUGGAAUUGAUGGGGGAAUCUAAGGUAGAUGAGUUUGAUGCCAGAUGGAGGAAGGUUCAAAUUGCGGAGAUGGAAGUGUUUGUGGCUCGCGGGCAGCUGAUUAAGGAUCAGACUAGGAUGGCAUUGGAGGCAUACAAGAAAUCAAUCAAUUAGGGUUAGGGUUAUCUUACUUAGGGAUGAUUUGGUGGCUAAUCUGGUACAUGUUUUGGAUAUGUUGCAGUUAAAUCAAUCAAUUGGGUUAUCUUACUUAGGGAUAAUUUUGUGUCUAAUCUGGUACAUGUUUUGGAUAUGUUCUCUAUUUACGUUUGCAGUGAUUGAUUUUGCGGAUAUCUUACUUAGGGAUAAUUUUGUGUCUAAUCUGGUACAUGUUUUGGAUAUGUUCUCUAUUUACGUUUGCAGUGAUUGAUUUUGCGGAUAUCUUAUGGUCAUUAACAACUGUGGAUUAUUGAUGAAUGUAUUAUGGGCGUUUGAUAUGUGAAAUUAUGAUGGUUGUUUGAUUA
Lathyrus oleraceus (garden pea) is the source of this 1713-nucleotide messenger RNA. Its product is annotated as GLABROUS1 enhancer-binding protein-like. Lineage: Eukaryota; Viridiplantae; Streptophyta; Magnoliopsida; Fabales; Fabaceae. The transcript has a single exon. Gene Ontology annotation, cellular component: nucleus. Gene Ontology annotation, biological process: regulation of DNA-templated transcription. The coding region runs from base 131 to 1366 and encodes 411 amino acids. The record is from RefSeq and is a predicted model, not a curated record.